Messenger RNA from Athene cunicularia (burrowing owl), 2879 nucleotides. RefSeq names its product caspase 6 (gene CASP6). The record is from RefSeq and is a predicted model, not a curated record. NCBI's taxonomy places the organism in Eukaryota, Metazoa, Chordata, Aves, Strigiformes, Strigidae. The transcript is spliced from 7 exons. Gene Ontology annotation, cellular component: cytoplasm. Bases 649 to 1425 code for a protein of 258 amino acids. Gene Ontology annotation, biological process: apoptotic process; proteolysis.
AAAGCAAAAAUACAGUGUAAAUUUAAACAUACAGAUGCACUUUUAAAUAUCUCUGGCUUCCUAUUAUCAAGAGUCACAGGCACAGGUGGUGUUGCUAUGUUCUAUCUACACUCAUUUUUCAGCACUUCUAUCGUUAGUCUGACCUACAUAUUAACGUUUUGAGCAAACUGAACUAACUUCUUGUGUGUUCAGGUUACUAGUGAUAACUGUAAGACUCAACACCUGAAAGCAUGAUGGAUUAUUUGCUAGUAGGAAAUUUACAUCUAAAUAAUAACACUUAGAAGCAUGUGACUUCCUCUGAGCCACCCCCUACUCUCCUGUGAUACCGUGUUCAACAUAGGCUUUAGAAGCUUUUAAGACUGGAUUUCUGAAAGUUUAUUAUAAUGUCUUUAUGAAUUUUUCUCCUCUAUUAAUACAUGGCUAUGUUAGUUUGUUUGCAAAAGGCUUUAAUCACAUGUGAAAAACAGGUGAAAAGUAGUAUUGUGUAUCCAAAGUAGUUUGUAAAAUACACGUAUAUGUGACCUGUCUUCUCCUAUAGUUGCAGGCCACAUCCAGUUGGACAGCAGACCUACAUUAACCACUACAGAUGGAAAUCAGAACAUCACAGAAGUAGAUGCACUUGAUACAAGACGAACAUUUGAUCCUGCAAUGCAAUACAAAAUGAACCAUCAAAGAAGAGGAAUUGCAUUAAUCUUCAAUCAUGAGCACUUCUUUUGGCAUUUAAGGCUGACAGACAGACGUGGGACUCUUGCAGACAGAAACAAUCUGAAACGCAGUUUGACAGACCUUGGAUUUGAAGUCAGACAUUUUGAUGAUCUGAAAGCAGAAGAUGUGCUGCAGAAAAUUUAUGAAGCCUCUAAGGAUGACCACAGUAACGCUGACUGCUUUGUUUGUGUGUUCCUGAGUCACGGUGAGAAUGAUCAUGUUUAUGCAUAUGAUGCUCAGAUCAAAAUUGAGGCAAUCACAGACAUGUUCAGAGGAGACAAAUGCCAGAGUCUGGUAGGAAAACCGAAGAUAUUUAUCAUUCAGGCAUGUCGAGGUGAUAAACAUGAUGAUCCGGUUAUUGCUCAGGAUUCAAUAGACAGUAGCAAUGAAUCCAUUGUCAAUGAGACUGAAGUGGAUGCAGCUGGUGUCUAUACUCUGCCUGCUGGCGCAGACUUUAUCAUGUGCUACUCUGUGGCGCAAGGUUACUUUUCUCAUCGUGAAACUGUAAAUGGCUCCUGGUACAUUCAAGAUUUGUGUGAGACACUUGGAAAGCAUGGCUCUUCCUUGGAGUUCACGGAGCUUCUUACUGUUGUUAACAGGAAAGUAUCUCAUCGCAAAGUGGAUAUAUGCAGAGACAUUAAUGCUAUAGGAAAAAAACAGAUUCCUUGUUUUGCCUCAAUGUUAACUAAAAAAUUGUAUUUUCACCCAAAAUCUAAGUAAAUUAUUACUUAACAAUGACAACCAGUAACUAGUACUCACUGCAGAAGUGAAAAAUACACCAUCUUAAUUUAGGAGAUUAAUAUUCUACAAGAUUAUUUGCAAAAACACUGACAUCAAACGUUAUCGUUUGUAUACAUAAUCUUAACGCAAUUUUAAAGUUAGUAUUACAGCUCUGUUCAUCUCAGGGAAUUUCGGGAAAAUUGACUGGUGCAAAACUACUAAGAGGUGCUCAGAUUUUAUUGAAACUGGUACAAUGGGUUACUUUUUUUCUUAAAAGAUUUUUGCUUGAUUACUAUCUAACCAUGGCACAUUUUACUAUUUCCAAAAUAUUUCAAAUGUUGCAUUAGAUUGGCUUGUUUUACUUCAAGAGCACAGUUUACAGGGAGUAUGUUUGUAGGGCAUCUUUUAUCUGUGGACAGCAGGAUCCACCUUCCAGUUUUUGAGGAUUUAUUGAGUUUUUUAGACAUUUUAAAAAUUUUCUCUCAACACUAAAAAGGAACUUAAUUAGCAUUAAUAUAGAUAAAGGGCUUCUUUCUGCUUACAUAUCAUUUAUGUUUGGGGCACAAUUACAGCUUGCUGGUGUUUUGCAUUCUUGGGAGAAAAGCAAGCAGUAAUGAAAUGAGUCCACGUACAGCUUGCUGACUUUGGGUAGGCUCGCCUUGUACACAUCUCUAAAGCUAAAGCAAAUCAUUUCAAGGUGCUAGACUCACAACUGCUGUACAUCUCUAGGCAGCUCUGCAAAAUACAAAAUAUGCAAACCUUCGUACUUCAGGCCUCGGUGCUGGAUCAGCCUCUUCCUCUCCUCGGCCCUAGGGGAGAUCAGCCAUCAUACUCUGUCAUUGUGUACAUAAAAGUGAUAGUGCAUUUGUCACCACAGGACAUUUCACCAUGGGACUGUUAUUACUCCGGCAGAAGCAAACAUUUAUUUUUUACAUUAUUGAUACAUGUGCUGAAGGACAAUGGAGAACUCAGACUGACAGAAGUGUCUUAAUCCACCUUCCUGGGUAUAAAAUAAUUGUUUUACUCCUGCUUUAGUUAAAUCUUUCCAUAUACUAUGUUCUGAAUCACAGAUACUAAGUCUUACUGUGGCUUACUUUUAAGCUUUGUAUAAUCAUGUAUGUUUGAAUGUUUUGAUAAAUUCUUUCAAUAAAAUGCAACACAAACAUAAAUGAUUUUAUAGUAAAUAAGUUUGAUAUAUCUUACUUUUCCAGCAAUAUUUACUAAAAAAACUUACUUGAGAUGUAAGUCUAACCUCCACCAGUGGUGUUAUACCAGCAGAGUCAAUGCAUAGAGAUAGGAAAAAGGAAACUAAUUUCAGGAAAAAAAAUUCUUAAUUUGCAAUGCAGAAGUUAAUCUAUGAGCUACUGUUGUGCUAUAGUAAAUGGUACUAAAAAGACAGCCCUUGUUCUAUAAAACAUGCCUGUCAUUUUACUAGCAGGCAGAAUGCCUCCAUU